AGGAAAGAGAGAUCUUCCAGUCGCCAGUGCUGCAGGAGCCACAGCCCCUUCCUGGUGAGGUGAUGGAGGACGUCACUCCAGCGCAGACGGCGAUUCUUUCAACCUCCCGCGUUCAGAAAGAUGAGCGAUCCGAAAAAGCCAAAGUCGAAGCCGAGAAAGUUCCCAAGGAGCUGGAAGUGUCAUGCGAAGCACCUACACCAGCUGCUCCCGCGUCCCCGUCCGCUGACACGACGACGUCCUUCACGCGCUUGACGCACGCGGCGGAGUUUUAUGCGGCGCAAACGGCGACACAUGCCGCGGAGUUUUUUUCAUACAAGAUCCUGGGCUGA
Messenger RNA from Cladocopium goreaui, 329 nucleotides. Lineage: Eukaryota; Dinophyceae; Suessiales; Symbiodiniaceae. The record is from the annotation of a GenBank genome assembly.